Planococcus citri (citrus mealybug) is the source of this 1591-nucleotide messenger RNA. RefSeq names its product proton-coupled amino acid transporter-like protein pathetic. Gene Ontology annotation, biological process: amino acid transmembrane transport. The coding region runs from base 190 to 1581 and encodes 463 amino acids. The transcript has a single exon. The record is from RefSeq and is a predicted model, not a curated record. Gene Ontology annotation, molecular function: L-amino acid transmembrane transporter activity. NCBI's taxonomy places the organism in Eukaryota, Metazoa, Arthropoda, Insecta, Hemiptera, Pseudococcidae.
UUAUUUACACUCGAAACAAAGAAUUUCGAGUACCGGCUACGAAUAAAACUGAGAUCUAUUUCGUAUAUGGAAUAAUGGUUGAAAUCUUGUAUUAAUCGUUAGCGAUUGCUUCGAUGUGUCUCAUAGUCAGUUCGCCGAUUACGAGUUGUUGAAAUUUUUUUAAAAGAUUUUUUACUUCGCAUUCGAAAGAUGGUAUUGAAUCCUAUUUCAUCAAUAUGCAAUUGCGUCUCAUCUUCGGUCCAAUCCGAUCAAUCAAACUUGGAAAACCCUUCUUUAUCCGAACAACAUUCCACGAAGCAAGAGUCUUUGGAACAUUACGAUCCUCACGAGUAUGGCAAACAACAACAUCCCACUCUAUUUUGGGGCUCGUUAUUCCAUUUAUUUAAAACAAUCAUCGGAACUGGUAUGUUGGCUUUACCGUUCGCUUUCAAGAACGUUGGCUAUGGCGUCGCAGUCUUCGGUAUUUUUCUAGUAGGUUUCAUUUACCUACAUGUUUUACAUCUCUUGAUGGACGUCGAAUACCAACUUUGCAAAAAGCUGAAGAGGCCUAACUUGACGUACCUCGGUAUCGUCACAAAUACCUUUGAGCAAGGACCAGGAUUUGUUCGCAAGAUCACUCCGAUUGCUAAAAGCCUGCUGUACUUUCAUUAUGUGUUUAAUAAAUCCAUAUCCAAUUCUAUAUACCUGAUCACAAUCGGUGGAAACCUGAAGAUUAUCAUAGAUCAUUAUUACAACGUCGAUUUGAACAUCGUGUUCCUCAUAACUGCUGUCACGAUAAUGUUGAUACCAAUGGCAUUAAUUCGCAGUUUGAAAUUCUUGGUACCUCUGUCGAUACUGACCAGCGUAUUCAACAUGAUCAAUAUAGUCUUGAUCCUCACCAUUCCCACUGAUUAUAACAGUUCUGCGGAUUUCAGAGCGGUCGGAGAUAUCACCAAGUUUCCUUAUUUUUUCGGCUUAGCUUUAGGGGCUUUCAAUUGCACUGCAAUAGUAAUGCCGUUGAAGAACGACAUGAAAUAUCCAAAAAAAUUUACCAGUGUUUUUGGAAUUAUAAACAUCGUUUUACCAGUAGUUGCUGUUAUUUACUGCACUUUUGGAUUAUUGGGAUACGCGAAAUAUGGUAAUAGUCUACAUGGCAGCAUUCUUUUCAAUUUACCACCAGAUCAGUUGGUUUCGUUCGUUGUUCUGAGUCUGUAUUCCUUUGCUGUUUGUAUAUCGUUUAUAUUGACUUUGUAUACUGUAUUUGAUACAUUAUGGAGUAACAUAUUCAAAGAUCAGAAAAUGAGCCAUCCAAUCACCGCCGAGUACGCGUUGAGAAUAUUUUUGUGCAUUGCGCCUUACUGUAUUGCAAUUAUUUUACCGGAUUUUAAAAUUAUGGUCAGCUUGGCUGGAGUCAUUGCCAUAUUGAUGGACGAAACUGUGCCGAUCAUUUUACACGCUUUAUCACUGAUCCAAAAGAAACCUAAAACUAUAAGCGUGUAUUUAUCCUUAAUGAAAGAUCUAACUCUUAUUUCAAUAUGUUCAUUGUUGUUUUCUGCUGCUUUAAUUGAAGUUAUUCGCAGUAUUGUCAAGUUUUAUAGCUAAAUUCAUUAAA